This is a messenger RNA of Sungouiella intermedia, 1884 nucleotides long. Lineage: Eukaryota; Fungi; Ascomycota; Pichiomycetes; Serinales; Metschnikowiaceae. The record is from the annotation of a GenBank genome assembly.
AUGCUAAACAUCGACUACUUGAUAACAGCUGAGUUCCAUGUGGACAAGGGCCCACUGCUCAUCCACCAGUACCCGCUGGAACUUCCCGGGUUGCAGAAUUUGCCGUUUUUGCCUGAGCUAAUGCUUCCAGACCAAAUUCACAAGAGACCCGAGGACUAUACGUUGUUUUUGUUGCACCGCAACUUAUCAACAGGCCAAUUCCAGUAUAAGUACGACCGCGUCGCCUGUGAGAAUGAUCCUUACUUCGUCUAUACUUUGGUCAACAAUGUAACAGACAACUCUGUGAAAAGAGGUCUGGUAAUCAAAUCGGUGAGUAUCGUCACCAGGCUUCUGUAUUUCAAGCAUUUCAGACCGUUGCUUAUGAUUUGUCUUGAUGUUUAUUUUGCCAAUAACGACAUUAACUACUUGGCGCAGCUCUACGACAGUAUCAACUGCAAAAACUUGCAAGUGAGCCAGGUGAGGCAGCUGGUGGUUAAGAAGUUGCUUAUCACGUCCAUAUUGGACUUACCUUUGAAUGACAAACUUUACUUCGACGAGAAUUUUCGUAACAAGUUGUUAGGAAUCAAGGAAAUUAACGAAGACUUGUUUAUUCGGAAAGAUCUCAGCUACAAUUCGGUGGUUUCGUUCAACAACAUGAAGAUCCCGAUGAAGGUGCCCAUAAUCUCGCUCCCGGAUACCAUCGGUGACUACUUCAACCCGACAGAUAUCAAUUUCAAGCCCAAUUUGCUUAAUAUCUUGAACGCCAGCCUUGCCAGUACUUACCACAACAACGAAAUGACCAUCUACGGCCUUCUGACACCUCCCAUUAUUGUGUUGAUAAACGCCAUGCUUACAGGCAAAAAAAUUAUUUUCAUGAGCUACGAGAACUCUGCUGGCUACAUUAUCGACCAUGUUUUGCUCGCGCUCAAGCUCAUUACUGGUGGAGGUAUUCUUACUGGAGUUUUGACGAACUAUAAUGUAUUCCCUAUGAUUGACGUGUCCAAAAUCGAUCUUCUAAGCGAAUGUGACUCGUAUCUCGCUGGAACUAUCAAUCCGUUCUUCAAGUCCAACGAUAAAUUAUGGGAUUUACUAUACGAUUUGGAUGCCAACGAGUUUCAUGUUUCAAGCCAAAUUGAUGAGCAGGAGUACUCCAAGAAUUCCAUCAUUGGUGAGGAUGCCAAGUUCUUGAGUAAUUUGCAACACUCUUUGUUCAACUACAACGAUGACUUAACUACCAUACAGUUUAUUUUCCGCAGACACAUCAACGAGAUCGUCCGGGUGCUCUUGUCUCUGCGAAACUUCAAUUCCAGCUUGCCCGAGCACAAGCAAUCCACGCUUCUUAUGGAUGGUGUGGGCUACUUCUGGCACAGUGACACCACCAAGUUACUCGAGAUGUCGUGUUACCAGCUAAUAUCAGGUAGGUUCCAGGACAAGCUCUAUUCCAAUAUAUUCAACUACAGUUUGAUGCUUCCUAAGUUGCUGAACGAGCUCAAUCUCAUGAUAGACUUGCAACAUCACAUGCAGAAGCUUAAUAAUGUGACGCUCAACCACAACACUCCGCUGCGGAUCAACGAGCGUGAGAUCUGGUUCAAUGUGCUCAAGUACCUCAUCAGUGGGAAGUCACUCGAGACAUUUUUGUUGGUGACGUACUUGAUUCCGCCUAACUCGUCUACGAGUCUCCAGAGUUCGUUGUCGCAUGGAGGAAACUUGACAAUUUUUGACAAGAACAAAGGCAUUGAGCUCCUACUCAUUAAUCUCUUCAACGAGGACCACCAGGUGAAGUCCAACAUCGUGAUGAUUUUGCAAGAGCUUCAGGACAACUUUCUCUGCGGCUGGUGCCUAAACAACUUCUUGCGGUCCAACUACAUGUAUGAGUUGGCGUUUGAGGAUCUCGUAGAGUCUUGA